UCUCAGCUCACAGAGAGCUAAUAGUUUGAAGGAACCAGUGAAGCUUUUUGCCCAACAUCUGAAGAUAAACUCCCUCUGUCCAUCAGGCUGGCAUAAAGUGUGUGAUCCUGUUAGCUGUUUUUAAUCUGAAACUCUCUGGAGUGAAGUGAAAUUCAGGCCACGCCAAUGACUGUUUAGUGGCUUACGUUGUACUCUUAAUCCUCGUUUCGUCAAAGUACAAAAGUCGUCCCACUAAUUCUGCAUAGCAUUUUAAUUUUUUUUUCUUUCUUCUUCUAGUCACCUCCCUCUAAAAGAAGAAAAUUAGAAAAACCACGAAAACCAAUUACAUUUAUAGUCUUGGCUUCUACAGUCAAAGAGUUAUCCAUCAAAGCUGCAGCUAUGGGCUGGGAUGCUGUAGAGGCUAUUGCUGUGGUUAGAGCCUGGGUAGAGAAGAUUCUCACUGAUCUGAAGGUUCAGCAUAAACAUGUUCCCUGUGGAAAAGAUGAAGUUAGCCUGUUUGUGACUGCCGUUGAAAACUCCUGGAUUCAUUUGAGGAGAAAGAAACGAGAGAGAACAAGGCAAUUACGAGAACUUCCUCGAGCUUCUGAAGAUACUCUGCAAGCAAUGGAAGAGGGAAAAAACAGCCAGAAGAGUGUGAGCAACAAUUUGGACUGUGAAAACCCCAAGACUGAAGACUCUGAAAUGGGGUUUAUGGCACCUGAUGAGGAUGUCCACUUGACCGCAGGUGACGAGCUCACGGAAGAAUCUGCUGCCAAACAACAACACAGUGAGCAUGUGGAGGAGGAGGAGGAGGAGGUGGAGACAGAAACGAAGCAGGGAGAAACAUCACUUGGCAGAGGUUCCAGUAAUGCAAAGGAAGAAGCUUGCCCUUCAGAGGAAGCUAGCAAUUUGGCAGGUGAAAAAGAACAAAGUCCCAAAGAAGCUAGUAGAUGUUUUCUCUUUAAGUGUUUAAUGAAUGUGAAAAAAGAAGGAAAUGAUUUGUUAGUAGAAAUGCACUGGGUUGAAGGACAGAACAGAGACUUGAUGAACCAGCUGUGCACGUACUUACGGAACCAAAUUCUUCGACUGGUUGCUAGUUAG
Messenger RNA from Tauraco erythrolophus (red-crested turaco), 1080 nucleotides. NCBI's taxonomy places the organism in Eukaryota, Metazoa, Chordata, Aves, Musophagiformes, Musophagidae. The record is from RefSeq and is a predicted model, not a curated record.